Molecule: messenger RNA, 3018 nt
Organism: Asterias rubens (European starfish)
Lineage: Eukaryota; Metazoa; Echinodermata; Asteroidea; Forcipulatida; Asteriidae
Product: cell death abnormality protein 1-like
Exons: 13
Coding region: 1-2328 (775 amino acids)
Source: RefSeq, a predicted model, not a curated record
AUGUUCCGUUUCACCACAGAUGAUGAAACCCCAAUGAAGACAUCAAUCAAUUUACUGGCUUCUUUUAGAGGUCAGGUUCACCGGGUCACGGUUCCUGCGGUCGGUCAGGGUCCUAUACUGACUGAGGUCAGAGGUGAACUUACCUUAAGUCCUCUGUUCUUUUUGACCGUUACAGGUGCUGCCCCAAGCUUUGCCAAAGAACUGAAAGACAAGAGGGUUGCGGAAGGAGGUCGGGUUACGUUAUCGUGCGGGGCGUCAGGGUACCCCACACCGAGACUGACCAUGACUAAAGAUGACGUCAUCAUCUCCAAAGGCUUAAUCAAGGGGAUCAACUAUAAAAGUGGGAAAGGGGGUAUAAGGUUAAAGUUCAAGAGGGUUCAGAAGAGUCUUCACGAGGGAGUUUAUGGCUGCAUCGCCGAUGAUGGCGUCCACCCAGCUCUUAUAAUGAGUGCAAGAAUAGAAAUCUGCGCACUGACUUGCGACAAUGGUGAAUUGAACGUGAAACGGUGUGAGUGUAGUUGUGAGACGGGCUGGGAUGGUUUAUCGUGCAACAUCCCUCUACUCGUCAUAACACCAGGCCAACCAUGUAGCAAAGACUGCGGGGAGCAUGGCAGGAUGGAUCAGGACGAGUGCAGUUGUGUGUGCGAUGAGAACUACACCGGAGACACGUGCGAGACUCUGUGCGACAAGACGUGCGACCCGGACCACGGCACCCUGGACCCGGUCAUGUGUACCUGUCAGUGCGAGCCUGGGUAUUAUGGGGAAACUUGUUCCAGUGAGUUAGCCUUGUCAUCAGGAGAUGGCGGCGGUAUCACAGCAGGCACCGCCGAUGAGAUGUGUAAUGAAGGUACUUAUUGCAGUAACGGGGGAACAUGCUAUGAGGUUGAUGAACCCAAGACAAGAGAGCUGAUUCUACUAUGCGGUUGUCCGAACGGAUUCAGCGGUGAGCGGUGCGAAAGGAGAGACUGUGCCAUCGAUUGCGGAGAGAAUGGUGCCGUGGAUAGCUCAGAAUGCCGCUGUGUAUGCGAUGAGGGUCACAGGGGAGCAAACUGUGAAUCUUUAAUGGACGACCACACCGAGCCGUGUGGGCCAAAAUACGAACAUUACUGCAUGAACGGCGGUGAGUGUCAACUGCUGAAGGGGAUCAUGAAACCGUCUUGUAGGUGUCCCAUUCUAUAUCAUGGGAAACGUUGCGAGCGUCUGGAACCAGACCUGGACUGUGGUUGCUUGAACGGUGGAGAAUGUAAUUAUAACGAAACUAAGCAGGAAUAUGUAUGCAAUUGCCUUGAUAAAUUUACGGGUGAACGCUGUCAGUACAAAAGGCUCCCACCGCCCCACCCCAACGCAACAGAUCAACAAGAGAACUCUCGCAAGAUGGUCAUAACGAUGUGUGUUAUCUUUGUGUCAAUGCUGAUCGUCAUUGGAAUCGUCAUCAUCGUCUACGUCAAAAACAGGAAUGUUCGUGAGACCGAGAGGAGGGAGAAGUUGGAAGAUAUGCUUCGUGAGCAGACCAAUGCAAAGCGUCUUCGUGCAUCUAUACAGUCUGGCGCAGGGGGUGGAGGAGGAGGGGCGUAUCCCACUAAUGACAUCGAGCUGAGAAGUUUCCACACUCAGCAGUCUGCUGUCAACAUGGAGCCCACUCUCGGAGCCCGUAAGGCCAGUAACACUUCGGUUGGUCGGGGGUCCCUGUCACGGGGUAGCAACGGCAGUGUGAGCGGUGCGCCACGCCAGUCACCGUCAACUAGCAUCCACUCACGCCGUAGUCCGACCCAGGGCAGCCCACCCAUCACGAAAGGAAGUAAGAACGGCUACGCAGCGGUGCCCACAGAGGAGUUUGUGACGCAGGAACAACCCCAAAAUAACUCUGAUGCUUCGUUUGAAGGGAGAGGCGAUCCUGACACAUUGCCCAUUGACCAUCAAGGUGCUUCUAGUGAUUUAGGAAGCGAGAGCGAAGGUUCCGAUAGCGGUGGGGACAUCAUUGACGUCCCCAAUCCGCAGAUCCAAGCUAUAAAUGAGCACCUUGGCGGUAGCGAUCAUGAUAGCGGAGACUAUACAUGGGACGAACACAGUUCCCCUGGCCUAAGGGUCUCCACUUCACCGUACACCCACGAUAUGUCACCCUCGCACCAGCCCAGAGGUAGAGGGCGCCUCAAUGGCGUCACGACCGGCAGAUCGCCAGACCACGUCAACAUCCACGAGAACCCAUUAGAGAGUCCUGGGUACAAGACCGACGCAAUGAACAACGUCACGACGACGAGUCCGAAGGCAGAUCACUACGCGGAUCGGUUAAAGGAUGUUGUAGAAAGUAGUCCCCCUUCAGCAGUUUGAAACUCCUUCCCCUUUUACUGUCUGUAUAUGAAUCCUUUAUAUUUAUAUUUUAUAAGUGUAUAGAGCCUAUUCUUUACUACCCAAACCUGGAUAAUAAACAAUUUUUUUUUUUUUUCUUCUAGAUUUUAGCGGCGAGAUGAAAUUUCUGAGCUGGAGUUUUAAAAGGGGGUGGGUUUUUUCCAGGUCGUAGUAAACACUGUCUCUUUCCAAAGUGAUUUGUAUUUAAUAUCAGUUAUUGUUUUGAUUUUGCAAUUGAUAAGAUUUUUGGCGCGGAAAAGAAAAUAGUGCAGGUGGAAAUGAUAAAAAAUAAUAAUUAUAAUAUUUAAAAACGCUCUCCGUUAUUGGGUUUUUUUUUUCAGGAAAAAUGCCGAGACAAAACUGAUUAAUUUAAGCAACUAUUACGGUACUAUUUCGUCUGGAAGUGUUUAAAAUAGAGAGAAACAUUGGAUGUUUGUUGUGUCUUUUUGGACCAAAAAGGGGGUUUAAUUGUUUUGUUUUAACUGUAAGGUUGGUGUUCAAACGAUUCACCUGAAAGCAUUGUGGUUGACCUUCAAUUCAAAUGUAUGGAGUAAACAAUUUGUAAAUUUCAAGUGACUAUUAAUAGGGGUAAGAUUUCAGUUAAAGACACUGGACACUAUUGGUAACUGUCAAAGACCAGUAUUCUCACUUCGUGUUUCUCUGCAUAUGCAU